Meloidogyne enterolobii is the source of this 699-nucleotide messenger RNA. The record is from the annotation of a GenBank genome assembly. Lineage: Eukaryota; Metazoa; Nematoda; Chromadorea; Rhabditida; Meloidogynidae.
AUGCAACAUUGCAAUAGUAAUGGAUCUGAUGAUGAAGACGAUCAAAAAUGUCUGGCAACUACAACUCCAUUUGAUGGACAAGUAUUGAUAUUGAGUGAAUCUGGCAAACCGAUUUUCUACAGCAAAGGAGACGAAGAUGAAAUUUGUUCCUUUUUUGGAGUUAUCUCAAUUAUUGUACAACGAUACCAUUCUUUGGGGAAUGAAGACGGGAGAGAUUCACUUUUAAGUAUUCAAAGAAGAGAUUUAUUUUUCCAAUUUCUUUAUAGAAGUCCUUUGAUCCUUUGUUUGGUUUCUAAACAACCUUGUAAUUUACAUAUUCAAUUGGAUACAAUUUAUAAUCAGGUUUCUUGUGAUUUAAGGAAAAGAAUUUUGCUAGGGAAUUGGGGCCCUUUUUUAAGGGAACGGGAUUCAACAACCGACUGUCACCUUUUUAAUGAGUUAUUUCUUGAUGGAGAAUGGCGUGCCACUAUAAAACACCUUUUAGCUGAAGGGCAGGGGUCGGUCGGAAAUGACGAGGGUGUUGGAAAUCGGAACUGGCUCAAAAGUCGGAAAUCGGAAAUCAGCUUAAAUUUUCGGAAAUUGGAAGGAAAAACGUCGGAAUUCCGACCGACACCUGCUGAGGGGACAGCCCUGCUGCCUCUAUUUUUUAGCCUCCCAUUGGCUCCCAUUUUUGAGUACCUUUUAAGUUCAUUUGGUUGA